This is a messenger RNA of Penicillium brevicompactum, 1545 nucleotides long. RefSeq names its product putative serine/threonine protein phosphatase (gene phzA). The transcript is spliced from 3 exons. The record is from RefSeq and is a predicted model, not a curated record. Gene Ontology annotation, cellular component: cytoplasm; nucleus. The coding region runs from base 1 to 1545 and encodes 514 amino acids. NCBI's taxonomy places the organism in Eukaryota, Fungi, Ascomycota, Eurotiomycetes, Eurotiales, Aspergillaceae. Gene Ontology annotation, molecular function: protein serine/threonine phosphatase activity.
AUGGGCCAGUCGCAUUCCAAGGGCAACGCUUCGGGCGACCCUCUGCAAUCCUAUCCUUCUUUCUCCAAAUCUGACACCAAGGAGUCUAUUCGCUCUUUCCGCGGAUCGAUCCGGUCAAAAAUCCCCGGUGCCCGCAGCUCCGACAGCCCUCGAGGCUCCACCACCGCUCUCUCCCGAAGCGAAUCUCAGACCGACAAGUCCGAUGCUGGCUCUCUCAAAUCGGUCGGAAGCCGACCUGGCUCCAACGCCGGUAUUCCUCAAUCCCCCGGCUCGGAGUCCGCCUCGCGCCCGUCUUCUCCUCAGCCCCCGCCCUCCCCCUCGCUCUCCACUAGCUUGCAGAGAGGCCACAAGGAUGUCAGUGCGAUGCAACAGAGCGGCGAGGUCGACCAUGUGUCCGAAGGUCCCCUCAGCGGAGGACCCCCAACUGGAGCCGCGGCCCCAGUCGUAGGUGAAUCCAUUUUGGUUAAACGUGAGAACCAACUCAACCCUAUUCUGGAUUUCAUCUUGAACGCCCCCUUGGAGACCUCCGGGUCCCCCGGUAUGGGCAUGGGUGCUUUGAAAUCCAUUGACCUGGACGACAUGAUCACGCGACUUCUAGACGCCGGCUAUGCUGGCAAGGUCACCAAGACAGUGUGUCUGAAGAAUGCCGAAAUCACCGCCAUCUGUACCGCUGCCCGUGAGCUGUUCUUGUCACAGCCAGCUCUCCUGGAGCUGUCGGCUCCUGUGAAAAUUGUUGGCGAUGUUCACGGUCAAUAUACGGAUCUCAUCCGUUUGUUUGAGAUGUGUGGAUUCCCCCCGACAUCAAAUUACCUAUUCCUAGGUGACUAUGUCGACCGUGGAAAACAGAGUCUGGAGACAAUUCUCCUACUCAUGUGUUACAAAUUGAAGUACCCCGAGAACUUCUUUUUGCUUCGCGGAAACCACGAGUGCGCCAAUGUCACUCGUGUGUAUGGCUUCUAUGAUGAAUGCAAGCGUCGUUGCAAUAUCAAGGUCUGGAAGACCUUCAUCGACACCUUCAACUGCCUUCCAAUUGCUGCAAUUGUUGCUGGCAAGAUCUUCUGUGUUCACGGCGGUCUCUCGCCCAGUCUGUCGCACAUGGACGAUAUUCGCGGAAUCGCUCGCCCAACCGAUGUUCCAGAUUAUGGUCUCUUGAACGAUCUUCUUUGGAGUGAUCCUGCAGAUAUGGAGGAAGACUGGGAACCAAACGAACGUGGUGUCAGCUACUGUUUCGGCAAGAAAGUGAUCAUGAACUUCCUCCAACGCCACGACUUCGACCUGGUCUGCCGUGCUCACAUGGUAGUCGAGGAUGGUUAUGAGUUCUACCAGGAUCGUAUUCUGGUCACAGUCUUCUCUGCACCCAAUUACUGCGGUGAAUUCGAUAACUGGGGAGCUAUCAUGUCGGUAUCUGGUGAACUUCUCUGCUCCUUCGAGUUGUUGAAACCUCUGGACUCGACUGCCCUGAAGAACCACAUCAAGAAGGGUCGCAACAAGCGCAAUAGCAUGCUGAACAGUCCUCCCGCGGCAGUGUCUGCCCAAAGCUAUUAA